Messenger RNA from Yarrowia lipolytica CLIB122, 1389 nucleotides. RefSeq lists its product as uncharacterized. The record is from RefSeq and is a predicted model, not a curated record. Gene Ontology annotation, cellular component: fungal-type cell wall; extracellular region. Gene Ontology annotation, molecular function: aspartic-type endopeptidase activity. Lineage: Eukaryota; Fungi; Ascomycota; Dipodascomycetes; Dipodascales. Gene Ontology annotation, biological process: fungal-type cell wall organization; proteolysis.
AUGGCCCUGGGGAUGCCAACUCUGAUGAAGAGGUCGGCCCCCAAGGCUCUGGAGAUGUCCUUUGACGUGGUCAAGGGUAUAUCCAACAAGUGGAGUGAACCCCAAACUGAUGCUGCUGGCUCACCAUCACCACAUCAUGACACUCCUUUGGAAAACAUGGGUUACUACUACCAGGUGAGUGUCAGCAUUGGCUCUCCUCCACAACCGUUUGCAUUGUCGCUCGAUACUGGAUCUUCAGACCUGUGGGUCCCUUCUCCCAACAACAAUGAGUGUCUGAGUCCUCUCUUCACCAGUAGAGGUGGAUCGUGUGGGCAAACCAACAACGUUUUCAACCGAAUGAUCUCCUCCACCUUUUCCCUCAUCAACGAGUACUUCUUCAUCUCUUACGGAGAUUCCACUUCUGCAUACGGUCUGUGGGGUAAAGAUACUCUCAACUUCAACGGUCUGACUCUCACAGACUACACCUUUGGGGUCGCCUCAGGGACCACUUCCACAACCAAUGUGUUCGGAAUCGGCCUCAAGGGGCUCCAAGCUUCCAAUGAUGCCAUUCCUGGUCAUCCUGAAGCGCCCAGGUUCACCUAUUCUAACUUACCUUAUCGACUGGCUGAAGAGGGAUACAUCAACACCCCCUCCUAUUCCCUCUACCUAGACUCGUUAGAGGCCACUUCGGGCACCAUCAUAUUCGGAGGCGUAGACGCUUCCAAGAUCCAGAGCCCCAUCACUCUUCACCCUCUCAUCAAUUUCCAUCCCGAAAACCACCCCGAUCCCGUCUCGUUCUUCAUCACUCUUGACUCAGUUGAUCUGGUCGGAGGAGUGCCUCUUAACGUGCUCGAGGUUACUUCUGCUGCCCUAUUGGACUCUGGAGCCACACUGACUUUUCUCCCCCCGUCUGCCUACGCUACUCUGGCAGACCGGUUCCAGGUCAAACAAGACACCAAAACGGGUUACAGAGUCGCCAGCUGUUCUUCAGGAAGCGUGGGCGAGUAUCUUGAGUACUCAUUCCAAGGAUCAAAGAUCCGCGUGCCCAUUUCCUCCCUGCUAGACCCCAUCAAGAAACAAGAUGGAUCGGCCGUCAUCUCUCCAGAUGGCAUCCCUAUGUGCCGCUUUCUCGUGGCCCCAAACGCCGACGACGAAACAGGCACCAGCAACAUCAUUCUAGGAGACUCCUUUCUGCGAUCGGCUUACGUGGUUUACGAUCUCGAAAACUUUCAGCUUGGGCUGGCCCAGGCGGCCACCUAUAGUAACGGGGCUUCUUCUUUGGUGUCUGCUAUCGACCAAAACGGCAUUCCUGGCUCUCAGCAACCACCCAGCUCCAAAACAUGGCAGGCAAACUCGCCAAUGCCCACCUUCCACGGCUAUGUUCCCCCUCAAGUGGAUCUGCUUUGGUAG